AUGACAGUCAAAACGACCAAACGCGUCAUAAAGAAAAAGAAGGGUCCGAAAGAACAAAUCACGGAGGUUGUAACUACUCAAGUAGGUGAAGAAGCACCGGUCACUACAGUAAGCCUUGUGGAUGAAAUACCAUCAGAUGAAGAAACUGAGCCAGUUCAAAUAGUGGAACUCCCCGAAGAAACAACAGUUACAGAAGAAAAGAUACCCGAAAGUAAGAUUACCAAAAAGAUAACUACCAAAAGCGUAAUUAAGAAAAAGGUAGGACCUAAAACUGAAACUACUGAAAUCACAUCUGAACAGCUAGACGAUGAAACACCAAUAAUAUCAGUACACACCACCGAACAAAUUACAGACGAAUCCACUGAACCUUUCGACACAUUACACAAACCCGACACCGCCGAGGUCAUUGUAGAACAACCUGACACAGUACAAGUAACACAAGUGAAAACAGACACAGGUGAUAUAAAAACAGUAAAAGUUACUAAACGUGUGAUUAAAAAGAAAAAGGGACCGAAGCAGGAAGUCACCGAAAUCGUGACUACUGAAGAAGAUGACAAAGCUCCAAUCACCACCGUCCACGUCACGGAAGACGAGAAAUCAGAAGAAACAAAGACUGAAGAAGAUGACAAAGCUCCAAUUACCACCGUUCACGUCACUGAAGAAGUAAAUCCGGAAGAAACCAAACCUACCGAAACUGUCGAACUGCCGGAAGAAACCACCGUUGAAGAAAUCGAAACGCCAGAGGGCAAGACAAUAACGAAGAAGGUGACCAAGCGCAUCAUCAAGAAAAAGAAAGGACCCAAAAUAGAAACAACUGAAAUCGUUACGGAACAGGAAGACGACAAGCAGCCUGUGGUUUCUGUGCAUACAGAAGAAGAGCUCGUCGAAGAUGUCACAGCUCCCCUCGAGACCAUUUUCGAUAUAGAUUCUGCUAACGUAGUAGAAGAGCCCGAGCAUGUGCAGCUCAGUCAGGUUCGCACUAAAACUGGUGAAGUGAAGACAGUCAAAACGACCAAACGCGUCAUUAAGAAAAAGAAGGGUCCGAAAGAACAAAUCACGGAAGUUGUAACUACUCAAGUAGGUGAAGAAGCACCGGUCACUACAGUAAGCCUUGUGGAUGAAAAACCAUCAGAUGAAGAAACUGAACCAGUUCAAAUAGUGGAACUCCCCGAAGAAACCACAGUUAAAGAAGAAAAGACACCCGAAGGUAAGAUUACCAAAAAGAUAACUACCAAACGCGUCAUCAAGAAAAAGGUAGGACCUAAAAUUGAAACUACUGAAAUCACAUCUGAACAGCUAGACGAUGAAACACCAAUAAUAUCAGUACACACCACCGAACAAAUAACAGACGAAUCCACUGAACCUUUCGACACAUUACACAAACCCGACACCGCCGAGGUCAUUUUAGGACAACCUGACACUGUACAAGUAACACAAGUGAAAACUGACACAGGUGAGGUCAAAAAAAUAAAGGUUACUAAACGAGUGAUUAAAAAGAAAAAGGGACCGAAGCAGGAAGUCACCGAAAUCGUGACUACUGAAGAAGAUGACAAAGCUCCAAUCACCACCGUCCACGUCACGGAAGACGAGAAAGCAGAAGAAGCAAAGACUGAAGAAGAUGACAAAGCUCCAAUUACCACCGUUCACGUCACUGAAGAAGUAAAACCGGAAGAAACCAAGCCUACCGAAACUGUCGAACUGCCGGAAGAAACCACCGUUGAAGAAAUCGAAACGCCAGAGGGCAAGACAAUAACGAAGAAGGUGACCAAGCGCAUCAUCAAGAAAAAGAAAGGACCCAAAAUAGAAACAACUGAAAUCGUUACGGAACAGGAAGACGACAAGCAGCCUGUGAUUUCUGUGCAUACAGAAGAAGAGCUCGUCGAAGAUGUCACAGCUCCCCUCGAGACCAUUUUCGAUAUAGAUUCUGCUAACGUAGUAGAAGAGCCCGAGCAUGUGCAGCUCAGUCAGGUUCGCACUGAAACUGGUGAAGUGAAGACAGUCAAAACGACCAAACGCGUCAUUAAGAAAAAGAAGGGUCCGAAAGAACAAAUCACGGAGGUUGUAACUACUCAAGUAGGUGAAGAAGCACCGGUCACUACAGUAAGCCUUGUGGAUGAAAAACCAUCAGAUGAAGAAACUGAACCAGUUCAAAUAGUGGAACUCCCCGAAGAAACCACAGUUAAAGAAGAAAAGACACCCGAAGGUAAGAUUACCAAAAAGAUAACUACCAAACGCGUCAUCAAGAAAAAGGUAGGACCUAAAAUUGAAACUACUGAAAUCACAUCUGAACAGCUAGACGAUGAAACACCAAUAAUAUCAGUACACACCACUGAACAAAUUACAGACGAAUCCACUGAAACUUUCGACACAUUACACAAACCCGACACCACCGAGGUCAUUGAAGAACAACCUGACACAGUACAAGUAACACAAGUGAAAACAGACACAGGUGAGGUCAAAAAAAUAAAGGUUACUAAACGAGUGAUUAAAAAGAAAAAGGGACCGAAGCAGGAAGUCACCGAAAUCGUGACUACUGAAGAAGAUGACAAAGCUCCAAUUACCACCGUCCACGUCACAGAAGAAGAGAAACCAGAAGAAACAAAGCCUACCGAAACUGUUGAACUACCGGAAGAAACCACCAUUGAAAAAAUCGAAACGCCAGAAGGCAAGACAAUAACGAAGAAGGUGACCAAGCGCAUCAUCAAGAAAAAGAAAGGACCCAAAAUAGAAACAACUGAAAUCGUUACGGAACAGGAAGACGACAAGCAGCCAGUUGUUUCUGUGCAUACAGAAGAAGAGCUCGUCGAAGAUGUCACAGCUCCCCUCGAGACCAUUUUCGAUGUCGAUUCUGCUGACGUAGUAGAAGAGCCCGAGCAUGUGCAAUUCAGUCAGGUCCGCACUGAAACUGGUGAUGUAAAGACAGUCAAAACGACCAAACGCGUCAUAAAGAAAAAGAAGGGUCCGAAAGAACAAAUCACGGAGGUUGUAACUACUCAAGUAGGUGAAGAAGCACCGGUCACUACAGUAAGCCUCGUGGAUGAAAAACCAUCCGAUGAAGAAACUGAACCAGUUCAAAUAGUGGAACUCCCCGAAGAAACUACAGUUAAAGAAGAAAAGAUACCCGAAGGUAAGAUUACCAAAAAGAUAACUACCAAACGCGUCAUCAAGAAAAAGGUAGGACCUAAAAUUGAAACUACUGAAAUCACAUCUGAACAGCUAGACGAUGAAACACCAAUAAUAUCAGUACACACCACCGAACAAAUUACAGACGAAUCCACUGAACCUUUCGACACAUUACACAAACCCGACACCGCCGAGGUCAUUGUAGAACAACCUGACACAGUACAAGUAACACAAGUGAAAACAGACACAGGUGAGGUCAAAAAAAUAAAGGUUACUAAACGAGUGAUUAAAAAGAAAAAGGGACCCAAGCAGGAAGUCACCGAAAUCGUGACUACUGAAGAAGAUGACAAAGCUCCAAUUACCACCGUCCACGUCACAGAAGAAGAGAAACCAGAAGAAACAAAGCCUAGCGAAACUGUUGAACUACCAGAAGAAACCACCAUUGAAAAAAUCGAAACGCCAGAAGGCAAGACCAUAACGAAGAGGGUGGCUAAGCGCAUCAUCAAGAAAAAGAAAGGACCCAAAAUAGAAACAACUGAAAUCGUUACAGAACAGGAAGACGACAAGCAGCCUGUGGUUUCUGUGCAUACAGAAGAAGAGCUCGUCGAAGAUGUCACAGCUCCCCUCGAGACCAUUUUCGAUGUCGAUUCUGCUGACGUAGUAGAAGAGCCCGAGCAUGUGCAAUUCAGUCAGGUCCGCACUGAAACUGGUGAUGUAAAGACAGUCAAAACGACCAAACGCGUCAUUAAGAAAAAGAAGGGUCCGAAAGAACAAAUCACGGAAGUUGUAACUACUCAAGUAGGUGAAGAAGCACCGGUCACUACAGUAAGCCUUGUGGAUGAAAAACCAUCAGAUGAAGAAACUGAACCAGUUCAAAUAGUGGAACUCCCCGAAGAAACCACAGUUAAAGAAGAAAAGACACCCGAAGAUAUUUCAUUAGUGGAAAAACCUGAUGAAAAUGACAAGAAAAAGACCAAAAAGAUAAAGAAAACGUCUCGUUUAGAUGACAAACCGCCGCAAGUAGUUUCUGCGACUCCAGAGGAAGACAAACCUUCGGAAGAAGAAAAACAAAAAUUAAUAGAACCUAAAAAACUUAAACUAAUACCACAGAAAAUAGAAAUAAAAACAAUGAAAAUAAGCGAACCUCAACAUGCAGAAAAUAUUGAGAGUCCUCAAUUUGCGAAGAUAAAACUGAAAAAGCCUACUCAAAAACCAAAACACGAAUCCAGUGCUGUUACUCUACCAAAGUUCCAAUUGAAGAGUCGUAUCAGACAUAUUAAAGAUUGGCCUCCUUCAGAAAUUAAGCCAGUUAUAUCAUACAUGGGCAGUGUACGACAAAAUGGUGAGUUAUCCAGAAACGUGAAAGAAGCUGCGAAGCUUAAGAAGAAGCAGCCAAAAAUGAAAAACAUUCCAGAUUAUGAAAUUGAACUGGAAAAAUUAGAGAAAAUAGAUUUUCCUUCAGAAACUGAACAGCCGACUGACACGCCAAGAGGCAAAGAAAAACAAACUGGGGAAAAUGAAUAUUUAGACAAACAGUUGCCCCGGGAUAAACAGUUACUAGGUGAACAAGAUGAUGGGCAAUCGAUUACACUCCAAGAUACAAAACCUUUGCACAUUGAAAGUACUGAGCAACAUAAUGGAGAAUCUUCUCCUAAAGAAGUCAGCGAAAUAAUCAAAAAAGAACCACAGGAAAUCCAGGAAAAAGAGAAAUUACCUGAAGAAACGUUUGAAAAAAAAUUACAAAAGAAAUUAUCAAAGACCGCAGAUACAAAAAAAAUAGAUAAAAUCAGUCCUGAUAAGGAUAAACGGCAAGAAACAUCAGUGAUCGAAAAAGAAACCAAAGAAAAAGAGCCACAGAAAACUUCCACAGAACAAAAAGAUGAGAUAAUGAAGAAAGGCGAGAAAGAAAAUAAAAAACCGAUACAAGCUGAAAUUGCAGAACCAUUGGAAAUAUCUAGUACUAAUAUGGUUUUGGAUAAGCCACAAGAUACACCAGUGAUAGAAGAUGAAGCCAUCAAAAACACUGAAGAGCCAACGAAAACCACUUCAGAACAAAAGGAUGUACCCGAAGAAAAGGAUAAGAUAGUAAAGAAAAAAACAAAAAAACCGAAAAUACAGGAAGUACCAAUUCAUGGAAAUGAAGACGAGAUCACAAUGGAUAAAUUAGAAGAAAAUAUUCCUAAAGAAUCUGUCGACACUUUAGAAGAAAUUAAAUCAGAAUCUAAAGAAGAAGAAAUACCAGAAAUCAAAAAAGACAAAAAACCUAAAAAAAUGAAAAAGCCAAUGGAAGAAAAGGUUGUUACAGAAGAAGUCCCUAAAAGUGCUGAAAAUGAAAUCUUAGAAAAACCUAAAACUUUGGAAAAGAAACCCAAAUUGAAAUUGACACCGAUAAAGAUAGUAAGGAAAACAGUUGAAAUAAGUAAAGCACAACACGCAGAAAACAUAGACGGACCCCAGUUUACAAAACUCAAAUUAAAGAAAACUGUAACGAAACCCAAACAAGAGCCAAGUUCAACUAUACUUCCGAAAUUCCAAUUAAAAAGUAGAAUUAUAUAUACCACGGACUAUCCACCACAACCUUGCCUACCGAUUGUUACAUUUAUAGGAAGUAUACGACAUAAUGGAAUAUUAUCAAGAAAUAUUAAAGAAGCCGCUAAAAUCAAAAAGACUACAUACAAACAACCACAAUUGCCUGAAUUUGAAAAGACAGAGCUAGAAAAACCAAUGUUCGGUUACGAAGACAUUAUAGAAGCUACCCAACAAAAAGACAAUGUGCCAACAGAAGAAUUAUUAGAAAGUGAUAAAGAGGACGAACCUGAACAAUUCACUAUAAAACCACGACGGCCCAGCGUUAAAAAGACGGAAGAAGUUGUAGAUGAGGUUACUAUAAAGAAAAAAUUAAAACCAAUUCGCAAGUCAUCCAUAACACUUCCUGAAAUCACAGAACCGGAAAAUGUUACUUUUAGACCUAAAACUACACAAACCAAAGAAGAUGUUGAACAGGAAUUCAAUAUCCAGUUGGAUUCUUAUGCAGAAGAAGAAAUUUCAAUGUCGAGCAAAGUUAAGCUAAAACCACAAAGACAACCAACAUUCAAUGAAGAAGCGGAUGAAGCAUCUAUAAAAUUUUAUACAGAGGAAGAUGACGGACCUAACAUUGUAGAAAUUAUAGAAAGCGACAAUGAGCGUGACAAUGAUUUAACUAAUCUUAUGGUGUCUUUGAAAAGACCUCAGCCCGUCAAAGAAAUAUCUGAAGAAAUUAAUUCAAGUGUGACAAUUGCUAAACCCAAGAAACCUGAAGAAAUUACUGAAAUUACUGAAGAUGUCAGUUUUAAACUAGAAAGGAAACCAAACUAUGUUAUCGACGAUCAAGAAGAAGUUAGUUACGAUGUGAAACCUCAGAUAGAACAAUUUACACAAGAAGAAUUAUCCCUUUCAAGUAAAAUUAAAUUAAAGCCAAAGAAAAAGGCAACUUUGUCAGAAGCGGCCGAUGAGGCAUCAAUUCAAAUAACACAAGAAAUUGAAGACGAUAGUCAAGCAGAAGAAAUAAUCGUUAGUGAGGCUGAAUCUGAUGACAAUGUGCAAAUGGUGAUAAAACGUAAAAUUAAAAAACCAAAGUACGAAGUUAGUGAAAUUGAAGAAUUAAGUGUUGACCUUAAACCAAAGAGAAUUAAUACCGACACAUACGACGAAGAACAACUAACAAUUUUGGCUAAACGCAAACCUAAGAAACCAUCUCAAAUACAAGAAGCUGAUGUCACCGUUAGUAUUUCCAGAGAACAAGAAUUUCCAGAUACGCCGCUGGAUGUUCGGAGUGGGGACACUGUAUUUGCUGUAUACUCCUACGUGGCCGAGACUGACGAGGCUAUCAAUCUUGUAGAGGGCGAGCGCCUCUACAUCUUGGAAACAACAAAUCAAGACUGGUGGUUUGUACGAAAACAUCUCACAGAAGAAAAAGGCUGGGUACCUGCUCAAUAUCUGAUGGAUGAAGCUAAUUAUACAUUAUACUUGCAAAAGAAACUAAACGAAAAGAUUGACAAACUCCCCGUGUUUGAGAAGCCGGCGUCAGAAGAACAAGCGGUUGCUCCCAUAUUCGUAGAGAAAUUACGACCAAAACACACACCAGACGGCUCCACUGUCCAAUUCGAAUGUCAAGUGGAAGGUCAUCCUCGCCCUCAAAUAACUUGGUUCAGACAAACAGCUAUAAUUAAACCAUCACAAGACUUCCAGAUGUAUUACGACGAUGACAACGUGGCUACUCUAGUGAUUCGCGAAGUUUUCCCCGAAGAUGCUGGAACGUUCACUUGCGUAGCUAAAAAUGCUGCUGGUUUUGCAUCCAGUACUACAGAGCUAGUUGUUGAAGCACCACUAUCUGAUCAUGGCUCUGAAAUGACUAUAUUAUCAAGAAAAAGUCUUUCACGAGAGUCAUCUUUGGCGGACAUACUGGAAGGUAUUCCACCUACCUUCUCAAAAAGACCGAAAGCUCAGUACGUAGAUGAAGGCACUCAGAUAUUUUUGGAAUGUCGUCUGGUUGCUAUACCUGAACCUGAUAUAGCGUGGUUCUUCAAAGGAGAAGAAAUCAUUCCUGAUGAGAAUAUUUCCAUCGUAACCGAGUCUGAUAUGCACAUGUAUUGCAGUGUAUUAAAAAUAUCAAACGUAAAGAAAUACCAAGAAGGAACUUACACUGUUUUAGCUGUAAAUAGAGAAGGUGAAGCAAGUUUACCAAUAGUACUAAAAAUAAAGACUGGACAAAAGGAAAAACCACAAGUUAUUGAACCUUUGAAAAAUAUGACUAUAAGAGAAGGUGAAAGCGUUGUGUUAACAGCACAGGUGGUAGGUAAUCCUCAGCCAAAAGUGUCAUGGUAUAAAAAUAAUGAACCUAUUAAAAAGCAAACCACAAAAUCUGACGGCGAUACUCAUACGAUCACGAUACUCAAACCAAAGAAGGGCAAAGACGAUGGCAUAUAUACUCUUAAAGCUGUGAAUUCUGAAGGUUCCACGGAAACAUCUGCUGUCAUAACAAUAGAAGAACCUACAGAAGAAAAUGCUGAACCCCCACUUUUCAUUAAUAGAUUUCAAGAAAUAACUGUUAAAGAAAAAGGUGUAAUAAAAUUAGUAGCUAGAGUAACGGGUAAUCCCGUGCCAAUAAUAACAUGGUAUAGAAACAAUCAAAUAAUAACACCAUCAGAGACAGUUACACAAAACUUUGAUGGAGAAAACAUUGAAUUGAUAAUUACAAAUGUCGACUCUGAAAUUGAUUCUGGAGAUUACAAAUGUGUUGCUUCUAAUAGCGCAGGAAAAGCAUCUCAUGGAGCUCGUGUCACUAUUGAUGUAGAUAAGGUAACAUUCAUUAAAAAUUUGAGGAAAUCUUACGAAAUAGAAGAAGGUAAAACAGUUGUGCUUGAAUGUCAUACAUCCCACACAGUUUCUACAAAAUGGUAUCAUAAUAAUAAAGAGCUUAGUGGCAUGGACCACAGGGAAAUAAUACAGGAAGGACGAGUACAUAAAUUAAGAAUAAAGAAAACAAAACUGACUGACGUGGGUAACAUAAAAUGCGCUGUGAAAGAUCAAGAAACUAGCACUAAGCUGAUUGUUCAUGAAACUAUACCUGAAUUCACUAGGAAAUUACAAGAUUUUGAAGUAAAGGAAAGAGAUGUCGCUAUUCUAGAAGUAGAAAUAAAUUCAGAGACAGCAGAUGUAUUCUGGGAAAAAGAUAGUGAAAGAAUUAAACCAAAGAAAAAUAAAUACGAUAUCGAAAAACGUGGAAAUGUACGUAAACUAUUUAUAAGAAAUACAUCAGUACACGAUGAAGGCGAGUAUACGUGUAUACUAAGAGAUGAUGCUUGUACUGCCGAAGUGACUGUAGUAGAACUCCCACCUGAAAUAAUUUCACGUCUUCAAGACCAGAAAGUUAGUAAAGGAAACAAAGCCACAUUUGAAAUCGAAUUAACCAAAGGUGACGCACUUGUUCGUUGGUUUAAGGAUGGAACUGAAAUUCAAUUCUCUAAUCACAUGCAACUAACUAUAGAUGGCAAGAAGCAGAAACUAAAAAUAUAUGACUGUGAAAACAGCGAUGCUGGUGAAUAUUCUUGUGAAGUAGGAAGCGACAGAUGCACUGCCAAACUCGUUGUUGAAGAACCUUCAAUUGAUUUCGUUCUUAGGCUACCAGAAGUUAUUGUGGUGCCGGCAAAUAGCGAUGCUUACUUAACUGUUGAAAUACCUGAUGAAACACUAGAUGUAACUUGGUUCAAAAAGAAAUUAGUUGUCGAAGAUACAGACAAAUACACACUCAUUUCAGAUGUAAAUAAACGUACUUUAAUUAUACGCAAAUGCACUGAAGAGGACCAGACCGAAUAUUCAUGUAUGUUAUUAGAUGCAAGGUGUUCCACAAAACUGAUAGUUGAAGUCUUAGAGUCGCCGCCAAGAAUUAUAUCAUAUGACAAGGAAUACCGUGUCAAACGAGGUAAUGAUGUAACUCUACUGGUUGAUUACGAAGCUAUACCUCAACCAAACGACGAAUGGGUGGUAAAUUCUAAAAUUAUCAAGAAAACUAAGCAUACAAAGCCAUCGAUAGAUUCUAAAAAUGCUAGUUUAACCAUCAAGAAACUGGAGCACACUGAUGCAGGAGUCUAUAAGCUUAAGUUAGAAAAUAACUGUGGCGACGUAGAAGUCGAAAUUUCUGUUAUUGUCCUGGACUUACCGUCAAAGCCAGGUGUACCAAACUUGAUAGAAACGUCUGAUACUUCGGUGAACAUAUGUUGGAAUGAACCUGAAAAUAACGGAGGAUCUGAAAUACAAUGUUAUAUUAUAGAAUACCAAGAAAUUAAUAUGACUGAAUGGAUAUCUAUAGAAAAUGUUACUACAACACAACACACAAUCGAAAAGUUGAAGAACAAGUCUUCGUACCGAUUCCGUGUCUUCGCAGUUAACGAAGUAGGCGUCAGCGAAGCUUCAGAUAUCACAGAAUAUGUUAGGAUCGAAAAAAAAUCAAAAUCACAAGCGCCCACGGUUGAAAAACCAUUAAAGGAUGUUAUCAGUGUUCCAAAUGAAGAUGUGGAAUUAACAUGUAUAUUUGGUGGCAUUCCACAACCCAAAGUAACAUGGUUCCGAAAUGGAAAUUCGCUGAAAACAGCCAAAGCAUCAUAUGUGAAUAGAGUAGCUACUCUCGUUGUAAAUGCUUCAGAAACUACAGAAGGAAUAUAUAAAUGCGUUGCUACUAAUGAACAAGGAGAAGCUGAAACUUCUUGCACUUUUGAAGUACAAUUGAAACCUAUCAUAAAUAUUUCUGAAAAGGAAAUCAAUCAGAAGUUACGUGUGGGUGAAGAGUGGUCGGUAACUGCUAGCAUACAAGGCAUUCCUAAGCCAUCUCUAACAUGGUACAGAAAUGGUUCCAAGUUAGAAAAGUCAAAAAAAAUACAGAUAACAACUGAAGAAGAGUACAACACGAUAAGAAUUUCGGAUCUGGAGCGUUCACACACAAAUAAGUAUUCUAUCGAAGCUCAAAACAAAGCUGGCACCAGCACCGUUGAACUGACUCUAAGAGUAUACGACAAACCAAGCAGGCCUGAAGGGCCUGUCAUAAUGAGAGAAAUCAGUAGGGAAUCGGUCACAAUAGAAUGGAAGCCACCGCUCGACGACGGUGGCUUGGAGUUGACGAAGUACGCUAUAGAAAAACAUGAGCCCGAGAUCGAUCAGUGGGUAAAGGUAGCAGACGUGGACAAGACAGUGGAAACCUACUGUAUACAGAGAUUGAACGAGAACUGCGAGUACAUGUUCAGAAUAAUGGCACAGAACCCAAUAGGAUACUCGGAAGCGCUUGAAAGCGAACCGAUAGUAAUAAAGACUGCGCUCGACGUGCCAUCACCGCCUCUCGGCCCGCUGGGUCUGUAUGGCAUCGACAGCAACUCGGUUACCGUAACCUGGUACCCCUCAGAGAGAAACGGAGGAUCUCCCAUUCUGGACUACAGCGUGGAGGUAAAACAGGAGGGCAAGAAGUGGAAACAAGUCGCCACAGUGACAGAAACAAACGCCAGGAUAGAAAAACUCAGUAAAGACGCCACAUACCAAUUCAGGAUAUGCGCAAGGAACGAAAUAGGCACAAGCCAUCCGUAUAUCUCAGAAGAGAAGAUCACAAUUGGAAAGACGUUGUCGCCACCAUCACAGCCUCUCAACUUCGUGGUGCGAGAGAUAACAUCUCGCACGGUAGCCCUACAGUGGGCCCCCCCAGAGAGUGAUGGAGGCAGCCCCGUCACAAAUUACGUGGUCGAAUAUAAGACUGUGAAAGGCAAGAAGUGGACGAAGGUGGUGACAGUCGGCGGCGCCACUCGUGACUACCGCGUCGAGAACAUCAGAGAGAAGGACGAUCUGGUCUUCAGGGUGUCCGCGGAGAAUGCGGUGGGAGUCAGCUUGCCCGCGCUUUCGCAAACAGUGCGCUUAGAGAAACAUGCCAAUGUACCAUCGCCGCCGACGGCACCACUAGAAAUUAGGACAGUAGGCAAUAAUAUCGUGAUGACAUCAUGGGGCACGCCCGAAUGGGACGGCGGUGCUCCUCUACUGGGCUACAACGUGGCUAUCCGUGACGUCACCAAGACCAUGUGGAUGGAGGUCGGCACAGUGGACGCUCACACCCUCAAGUUUGCCGUCCGCGACCUCAGCGAGGACCACACGUACAUGGUCAGGAUUUACGCGCGCAACGAGAUCGGCCUCAGCGAGCCGCUGGAAUCUGACGAGCCCUUCAAAGUUGUGCCUGGCGAAGACUCGCAUGCGGACGAGGAGCUGGGCGAGCAUACAGAAGUGACGGAGCCAACGUCAUUCAGCACGCAGACCACUACAUCUUGGCUACGUGACCACAACAUGGACGCUGACAUCCGGUCAUAUGCUCGUGGCUCACUAUUAAGGCGUGACGAGUACUUCUUCCGAAUAUGGCACUACGCAAAGCAGCUGUUCAAGUAGCAUGCUGCGCUCGUGCGCCAUUAUACCUGUGAUAUGCAUAGUUGCUGGGCGCCAACCACCAAAACAUACCUUGGUCACAAGCGUCCAAUAUCGAUUAUUUUGUAAGAUUACCUACAGUCAUUUGAUAAUUUUGUACCGUAUUUAUUCUAGAUAAGAAUUAAAUUAUUUAUUUAUUUAAUUUAUUAAUCAAUAAAUACUGAUGUUCAGCUUUGAAUCUCAAUCGAUAUUUAUGGGAGACGUUUUUAAAUAUAGGUGCACACUAAUCGAGAAAUCGAAUGAGGUUCGAAUAUGAUAUCAGUAUUUACCAAGAAAUUAAGUCAAUAAUAAAUUUGAUAUUGUUAAAAUAAAUUGCAUUAUUUUUUUACGUGCUAAUUCCGUAAAGUUUUGAUACUUUGAUAUUAUUUCUAACUAUUAAGAAUGUCACUGCGUAACUUUUAUAUCUGUCAUAUUCUAUCAUCAUCAUCAUUCUUAGAGUAUGCUCUAAGUCACCAUUCAGCCAUACGGUCAUAUGGCUGAAUGAUGACUUAUCUGGGGGCACAUCACGUGCCCCUGCCAAUUCGCCAAGACCAGCUAAGCGAAACGCAAUGCCACUCUCUACCUUUUGUCGAAGCGCUUCGUUUAUUUGAAUCCUUAUUACCUACUUCGGUUUGGAUUAUACCGGAUAAUCAAAAUUCCCAGAAUCUGCUGUCAAUAGUGAAUUUGUUAAACUUAUACCCUUUUAUUAAUAAACGAAGAAUAAGCUUGGAUUAGUUACUACAUGUUGUUCAUCGAAUGGCAAAUGACAGUGAUAUGAACGAAACACGGCUUAACUAGUCUAAG
Chilo suppressalis (striped riceborer) is the source of this 12891-nucleotide messenger RNA. Lineage: Eukaryota; Metazoa; Arthropoda; Insecta; Lepidoptera; Crambidae. The record is from the annotation of a GenBank genome assembly.